This is a messenger RNA of Spirodela intermedia, 1104 nucleotides long. The record is from the annotation of a GenBank genome assembly. Lineage: Eukaryota; Viridiplantae; Streptophyta; Magnoliopsida; Alismatales; Araceae.
AUGUGGGAUCGUCUCCCGCUCGAUCUGCUCGCGCAGAUCUUCUCCUUCCUCCCGCCGGGGGUUCUGGCCCGGGCUAUGGCGACCUGCCGGCACUGGCGCGCAUGCGCCGUCUCCCAUCCGGCUCCCCGAGGAGGUCCUCGCCGAGAGGGCGUCUUCCCGUGGUUCCUUGCCGUCUGCAAUCGCGCCGCCGGUGCCGGCAGCCCUCCCUGCUUCGUGUACGUUCCAGAGCUCCGCCGCUGGCACAUCCUCCCCCUCGAUUUCCUCCACUUCUCCGUCCGCCUUGUCUCCCCCGUCGCCGCGGGGCUCCUCCUCUGCCGCCUGGGAACCGGCGGCCGGCUCCUCCUCUGCAACCCCUUCACCCGGCAGCACAGGCUCCUCCCCGAGCUCAUGACCCCGCGCUCCAGCCCCGCCGUCGGGGUGGUCGCCGGCGGCGCCGCCUCCUUCAAGGUUUUCGUCGCCGGAGGGGCCACGGCCGGCGGCUACGAGCCCACAUUGGAGGUGUACGACUCCACGCUUGGCAGCUGGCGGCGCGCCGGGACGACGCCUGCGGGGUUCGCCGUGCGGCUCACGGUGUGGACCCCGAACGAGUGCGUGGUCGCCGGCGGGGUGGUCUACUGGAUGACGUCGGCGAGGGCUUACAGCGUGAUGGGCCUGGAGGUGGCCACCGGGGCCUGGCGCGAGGUGAAGGCGCCGCUGGCGGAGCGGCUCCAGUGGGCGGCGCUGGUGGAGCGGCGGAGCGGGCAGCUGGGCCUCGUCGGCGGCUGCGGAGGCGCGGAGGGAAGGGUGUGGGAGCUGGUGGAGGGAGACGAGUGGGUGGUGGUGGGGGAGGUGCCGGCCGAGGCGGCAGGGCGGAUCUCCGGCGGCGGCACCACCAGGUGCGUGGGGAGAGAGGGGGAGGUGUAUCUGUAUGGGGAGCUGGGGCAGGGCAUGGCGGUAGGGAGGGAGCUCGAGGGCAGAUGGGAGUGGGAGUGGGUCGACGGCUGCUUCUCCGUUCUCGGCGCGGAGCUCAAGGCCCUGCCGGGAGCCGCCGCCGCCCCUCUCAAAGGCGUCCUCCUUCACCCCACCCUCUCCCCAUCCUUCUGUUUCCUCCACCAGGAUCCUUAG